Messenger RNA from Anisakis simplex (herring worm), 675 nucleotides. Lineage: Eukaryota; Metazoa; Nematoda; Chromadorea; Rhabditida; Anisakidae. The record is from the annotation of a GenBank genome assembly.
AUGUCUCAAUCUCAAAACCGUAAAAUAUCCUCGUCCACCAAAAAACCUCGAAAUCGAGUCGGAUCAACGACCACGUCCGCACCAUUCUUGGUCGUUUCCGAUUAUGAUGAUUCCACUCGAACGCUUUUAUCACCCAUCCCAUCACCGGAACUGACGGUAAUUUGUAAACCAUGCCAUGGCUUUUCAUCACGUCUAGAACUCCAAAAUCACGACGAAGUCACGUGUUUUCUCAACAAAAUUCAGAGUAAAUCGAGCACAUUGGCCGUGGGCUUAUCACAGGAUCGUUUAGCGAUCGCUAGCAGCUCGUCAACACAGCCAAUAUGCAGUGGCUCGGAUGUGGAUGAGCUGGCGCAGAAUCCGGAGAAUCCUGGAACGUUCCGCAAUCGAAUGCUGGCGGAUAUCCUGUAUUUUUGGCGAUCAUUCGUCCUAAUCCUGACUCCGAUGAUUCUCGCCCCAUGUCUGAUGUCGCCUGAUCCGAAGUACAGGUGCGCAUUCUGCAUCACGCUGAUGGCCGUUUAUUGGAUGUGUGAGGUGAUUCCACUCCCGGCAACAGCCCUCCUCCCAAUUGUCUUAUUUCCUUGCACCGGUAUAUUGGACGCUCAAACUGUUGCUCGAGAAUUCUUAAACGUUAGUCAAUCGCCGAUUUCGGCAACAUUAACCGAGAAGAUUUUGUGA